AUGGCCUUCCCGGUUGGACAAGAGAGAGUGGCGCACGCAUGUGUCAAAGAGAGUCUUCCAAGUUCCGAAAUUGGAUGCAUUCAAUUAAUUUGGCAGAAAAGGAUUGAUGCACGAUUGUCAUUUGUAAGGAAAACAUCGCGUUCAGAGGUGCUGGUCAGAGCCACGAGGGGGCAAUGUCUGACAGCAGUGGUGCUGCCAACAGCAGUAGCUGGACUGUCCUCACAGCUGAGGAGACUGUUGCUGAGACACUGAGGCCUGUAGCGAAGGGAACAGAACACCAUGAAAAUACACCCAGUCAUACUGCUGCAGAGAAACCUACAGGUACACCCAGUCAUACUGCUGCAGAGAAACCUACAGAGAGUAGGCCUGGGGAGGAUGCAGUGUCUGCUGAAGAGUCUCACUCUGUGAAGCUACAGCAGGAGACCCAGGAAACACAACCAGAGAGAGACAAGGAUUACACCCCUGUUGUAGAGAGUCACACCCAUGACCUUCCUUUUGACCCUGCCCCUGACUCGACCCCUGCCCUUGACUCCAUCUCUGCUAGUGUUGCUCCUCUGAGCUCUCUGUUAGAAGUCCCCGCCCCCACAGGGCUUGACUCAGAUACACACAGCCAAUCCAGAAGCCUCCCUGGGAACCCAGCCCCUCCCAUCUCUGACCCUGAUUCGUUCUCUGACUCCUACACCCACAUUAGCUCCUCCCCCGACCUUGAAGAGCCCCCAGCCUUGCUGCUCAACACUGAGCCACCGGAAGAGGUGGGGCUUGUACAGGAAGCGGAGGGGUAUAUACAGGAUGUGCAUCAUCAUUAUGAGGGGGGGCUUGGGCAGGAAGAGGAGGAGUCUGAUCUGUCUGAGGUCAGGGCCAAGACAGACUCCCAUCUGGAAACGGAGGUGGUGGGGGAAGAGGUGUCAGGGGUGAGGAGGAGGAGGGGGUCUCUCCUGGCGGCUCUGGAGCGGAUCGGGAGGAAGGAGGAGGAAGAGGAGGAGGAGGAGAAUGAGUUCCAGAUUCCGCAGCAGAGGGAGCAAGAGGAGACUGGUUUCUCUCUCAACAAGUGCAUCCUAGGAGCUGUCAUACUGCUGGGCCUCGGAACCAUCUUCUUCUCAGGUGUCUUCAUGGACUUGGAUGAUGAGGGGGACUAUGAUGCCAGGGAGCUGAGAGAAACAGAGGUGGUGGGAAAACAACAGGAAUGGCUGAAUCCUGAGGUUCCUCUUCCACCACCUGUAGAAGUUGACAGUACAGACCAACUGAAUAAACUGGCUAAAGAAGACCCACGGAUAGCUGUACUGCAAGCCCAACUCCUGGCACAGAAAGAGGAGCUAAAAGUAGCCCAGAAGGAGGCGGAGGAUGGAGGGAAGGAGAGAAAGAAGAGGGAGGAGGUGGAGAGGGAGCACGGUAGGCUGAAGAAAGAGAUGAUGUCACUCCCUGUCCUUCAGAAGGAGAACGAGAGGAUGAAGAGAGAGCUGGAGUCUGUUCCUGUCUUACAGAAGGAUCUAGAGACACUCGGAGCCACAGUGACUGAACUAAAACACAGCACAGCCAAGGAUGCAGCUCCACCUCCAGUCUCUGCCUCUGUCCCGCCCCCCUCUGGCCAAGCUGGGGAUGACAGCCAGAACACAGCAGGAACGAUGGAGAGGGAGGGCAAGAAACCAGGGAAGGGAGAGAAAAAAGAGUUGAAGGAAGAGGAGACGGAUUGGAAUAAGGGAGGGAAGACGGAUUGGAAUAAGGGAGGGAAGACUGAUUGGAAUAAGGGAGGGAAGACUGAUUGGAAUAAGGGAGGGAAGACUGAUUGGAAUAAGGGAGGGAAGACUGAUUGGAAUAAGGGAGGGAAGACUGAUUGGAAUAAGGGAGGGAAGACUGAUUGGAAUAAGGGAGGGAAGACUGAUUGGAAUAAGGGAGGGAAGACUGAUUGGAAUAAGGGAGGGAAGACUGAUUGGAAUAAGGGAGGGAAGACGGAUUAUAAGGUUGAAAAAGAGUGGAGAAGUGGAAAAUAUGACCAGGAGAAAGAAGGAAAAGAGGAGAAAGAGUGGAAGAAGAAAGAAGACAAGAAGGGAGAAUGGAAGAAAGAUAAAUCUAGCAGAGGGGAUGAGGGCAAACCAUGGAAGGACAGAGGAAACAAGAUGGAAUGGAAGGAGAAGAGUGAGAAAAAAGACUGGAAGGUGGAGAAAUAUUGGAAAAAGGAAAAACCUGAAAGAUGGAGUGAUGGCAAGGAGUGGAAGAAAGGCAAGGAUGAGCGGAAGGGAAAAGAGGAGAAAAAUCAAAAGAAAGGAGGUUGGGUUGAGUGGAAGGGAGAGAAGAAUGGAAAAGAGGACAAAAAUCGAAGAAAAGGAGGUUGGAAUGACGGCAGGGAUGAGUGGAAGGGAGAGAAGGAGUGGAAGAAAGACAAGGAUGACUAUAAGGACCUUGGCAAAGGAUGGAAGGAGAGAGGAGAGAAAAAGGAGUGGAAGGGAGAGAAAGAUUGGACAAAGAAAGACAGAAAGAAAGACGUCAGUAAAGAGUGGAAGAGUAAGGACAACAGGAGAGAAAAUGAGUGGUCGGAUAGAAAUAGAAAGAUGGAAGGCUUGAAGGAGGAGAGAAAUGGUGGGAACUGGAAAAGGGACAGAGGGAAUGACAAGUAUGAGAAGGACCACCACCACUACUCCACUACUAAGGAAGGGCAGAAAGAGAAAGAGAGGAGAAGGAGAGAAAAGGGCCCUCCCCAAACCCACCGCAGACCCCCCCUUGAGCAACCUGACUACUGGAGUUACCAGAGAGAACGACUGCAGCACAAACCCAACCAUCAAACCCACUGCAGUUCAGUGGAGGCCUGCGCUCAGGCAGAGGGGCUGCUCCCUGUCGCCAUGCCGGAGUUUGAGGCCCUGCUCCUGGGUUACCUGGUCAAGGCAGAGAGGGUGGGGGUGGAGGCCUCCAAGAGGGAGGAACUCAGUAAGCUAACCAAGGAGUUCUUCAGUGACGGAGUGUUCGUUCACGACCAGAUGAGCUUCAAGGACUUUGUGGAGGAUGUGGAUGACAUCUUAGAGGAUAUGGUGGAGGAUGAGGAGGUAGAGGAGGAGGUGGAUGACUUUGAGGAAGAGGCAAUGAACAGGUUUUCAGUUCCAGGGGGAGAAGAGAGGGAGAAGUGGAAGAAGGAUAGUGGGAGAGGACGGGUGUGAUGGAGUGAGAAAGGGAGUCAACGCAUGUCAGGAGGAGCGGAAAGAUAAAGGUGGAGGAAAAUGGAUGGAUGUGCUGCAAGGUAGAAUUUAGGAGGAGCAACACGCAUAUAUAUAUAUAUAUAUAUAUAUAUAUAUAUACUGCUCCAAA
This is a messenger RNA of Oncorhynchus mykiss (rainbow trout), 3294 nucleotides long. The record is from RefSeq and is a predicted model, not a curated record. Lineage: Eukaryota; Metazoa; Chordata; Actinopteri; Salmoniformes; Salmonidae.